Messenger RNA from Monoraphidium neglectum, 1482 nucleotides. RefSeq lists its product as hypothetical. The transcript has 6 exons. Bases 1 to 1482 code for a protein of 493 amino acids. Gene Ontology annotation, molecular function: N-acetyltransferase activity. Gene Ontology annotation, cellular component: chloroplast. The record is from RefSeq and is a predicted model, not a curated record. NCBI's taxonomy places the organism in Eukaryota, Viridiplantae, Chlorophyta, Chlorophyceae, Sphaeropleales, Selenastraceae. Gene Ontology annotation, biological process: N-terminal protein amino acid acetylation.
AUGGUGGAGCCGGUGACCACCGAUUUGAUGUGUUUCUACACCCCCAAGGACAUCAACACGACCAUCGCUCAGACCCUGAGCGUGCGCCUUGUCGGCUCAUGGCAAGAGCUGGGCUGCUGCAGCGCGUUUGGUGACGUCCUGCUGAUGGAGCAGCUCAGGCCGCUAACAAACACCUCGGUCGCCCCGCCGCCGCGCCUAGUGGCCAGCUCGCGCGCGUCCCACAAGGACCACCCGUGGGGCGAGCCGCACGAUUUCGCGUACACUGAGAACUAUGUGGUGCGGCUGACGCCGGGCUCCAUAAUUGACCUGCAGACCAAGGUGUUCCAGGGCUACUUUCCCACAUUGCGGGCCAACGUGUCACUAGCAUAUAUUCCGCGGGUGUCAAACCGCCGGCGCCGGGGCAGCAGCGGCCACAGCGUGAGCGAGCUCGGCGGUGUGCAUCAAAGCCGCAGUGGCGUCGGCGAGGGGUUCCUCGUCAGGCCCGCGCGCGCGCGCGACUUCUGGCCCCUGGCGGACCUCCACUGCUCGGUGUUCUUCCCCGGCCAGCCGCACGACGGCUGGAAGGGCAGCCUUUCGCGGGUGGACCGCGUCCUCGCGCUGCAGAUGAACCUGGCCCUGGAGCAGCGGCACAUGGGCAGGGCGAUAUGCUUCAUGGCGGUCGACCCAGAACACGCGGAGGAAGAGGCCGGGGACAACAGCAGCAGAAGCAGCAGCAGCAGCAGCAGCAGCAGCAGCAGCAGCAGCAGCGCAGACGGCUCUGGCGACGCAGGCGGUGGCGCCCCCAGUGUCGGCGUGCACAGGACCAGCACAGUCGGGGGCGCCGGCAGCAGCACCCUCCAGGACGGCGCUGACAAGCGGUGGAAGGGCCCAAAGCAGCUUCUCGGCUUCGCGCGGUGGGCCGCGCGCUCGGAGGUGCGGCGCGCGCUGGGCGUGAGCUUCGAGGAGCGCGGGCUGCUGGGUGCAGCGCAGCUGGACUCGUUUGGGGACGUCGUGCCGCCAAAGACGCUGAACGCGCAGCGGGACGGCGCCAUCGGCUGGAUACGGCGCGAGGGCAUCUGCUACCUGAGCAACGUGGCAGUCAGCAGCACGGCGCGGCGGCGGGGCAUCGCGCGGCGACUGAUGGCCGAGGCGGAGGCGACCGCUGCCGAGUGGGGCUUCCGAUGCGUAUCCCUGCACUGCGACCAGGAGAAUCAGGCGGCCUGGCAGCUGUACCGGGAGCUGGGCUACAGGCGCGUGGCACUCGAAGCCCCCUGGGCGCCCUACCUCAACGGACGGCCCCCCAACCGCUGCUGGCUGUUGGUCAAGCGCCUGCCGUCGGACUUGGUCGAGGCGGCGCGGCGGCGGCAGCAGGAGGCGGAGCGGGAGCAGCAGCAGGCGGCAGCCGCAGCAGCGGCGGCGGCGCAGUGUGAGGUGGAGCCUGAGCUCGGGCGGCAGGGCAGCAGCGAGGUGCGAGGGCGGAGCACGCCGCUGCUGGCGUUGUAG